AUGAGUGACUCUGUUGCUCCUGAGGCACCUGAUCUCGAGAACUCAUCUGCUCCCUGGCCCACACCACUGGCACAACCUCCUCAUGUCUCCGACCCUGCUGUCCCCUCAGCGACCAAACGGGUCUGCUUCUACAAGAGCGGGGACCCCCGCUUCAGUGGUUUGCAUGUGGUCAUUAACAACCGCACCUUCAAGACUUUCGAUGCUCUGCUGGACAGUUUGUCCAAAAAGGUGCCCUUGCCGUUUGGGGUGAGGAACAUUACCACCCCGCGAGGCACCCAUGCUGUCCACAGUCUCCACGAGCUGGAGGAUGGGAAGUCCUACAUCUGCUCUGACCAGAAAAAGGUCAAGCCCCUAAACCUGGAGGCAGCCCGCAGAACACUCCCACCCUGGAACAUGACCAGACCACUUGGUGGUCGUAGGGCAACCAACAGAUCUACGCACCAAUCUGUGAGACUGGAUGCCUCACCAGCACUGCAGAUGCCCAAGCAGUUGACAGUCUUCAGGAAUGGGAACCCCAGUGUUUGGCACGUUUUAAUCCUCCAGACCCAAAGUAGCGAGACAUUCGACGGUGUGCUGAAGCAGGUUUCUGAACUGAUGAAGUUCCCCGUGCAGAAGCUCUUCACCUUGGAUGGCAGGAAAGUGGAUGGCUUAUCCGCGCUCAACAUGUGCUGCGGCCCUGUGGUGGCCUCAAGUCACGAACCGUUUAGGGCAGCCAACUACAACGUGCAGAGUCCCACCCAGACCAUGUUCUUGUCCAGAGUCCCCGAUGCUGAGGAGUAUCACCAUCCACAGCAACAGACUGGAGGCACACAAUCAAGAAAUUCAAAGUCAAGGAAUCUGUCUCCUUCUGAGAUGUACUUUGUGAAUCAGUUGAACAAUUCGGUUAUUGGAAGCUUCUCAGAUUUUCCCAGCAACCGUACUAGCCCAAUGGAGACUGGGAACGAUCUUCUGGGUGCCACGGAGACAGAGCCUUUUCCCCAUGUGGCAAAUGAAAGAGACCCCCGAUCGCUUGUGCCUUCGGAUGACGACAUCGAGAAAUCCUUCCGCAUCAACGAGGAUGGAAGUAUGACGGUGGAGAUGAAAGUACGGUUGACAAUCAAGGAGGAGGAGAUCAUUCACUGGACCACCACACUGAAGCGGUCUACCAUCACCAAGCGAGCCCAGGUUGGCUGUGGGCAAGAAGCAGACCCAAAGUUACCGCGGUCACCAGAGGAAAACACCGAUGCAACUAUCAUCGGUGCUCAAAAACCUGAAGAUCACUCCUCCUCAGCAGGGGACAGAGCAAGCAGCACUUCGCUCAACAUGGAUGAACAGCUGAGGCUGCGAAGGGCACCUACACCUGGCUUUGGACUUGUCACACGGAAGCAGUCAUCAGUAGAAAGCGUCACAGCCGUGUCUGACAGAAGGGUUACAAGGAGCCUGGUUGGUGCAUAUUCUUGCACAGAGGAAGGGCCCGACGGAGAGGUAACUGAGGAUCACUGGCUAGUCUGCCGGACAAACAGCACGUCUGUUCCCAAAGCCCGAACAGCCAGGUUUACAGAAUCCGAGGGAUACUCUGCCUCCCAGUCCUCUGACGUCUCAGAAGUCCUUCAGAUACAAAACAACAACGAGGCAGAAAGGACUGAAUUUGUUCUGGACAUGUGUGAACAGCAGAGUCAUUCUGAAAAUGAUUUAACUGAUACAAGGUUGGGCUCUCAGGGUGAGACUGCAGAUCCUGUGAUCGCUUUGGACAAGAUCACAAACUCCUCGUACCCAUCCACUGAUAGUGAGGUACCAACACCAGAUUCAGAACAAGUCCCCAGAGAAUCAGAACACAAAGAGUUAAUCACAGAAGAGGGUCCAGUGAGUCAAAUAAAGGAGGCAAAGGAGAAUAAACCGAAGAAGAAACCAAAGGUGAAAAUGAACAGUAGCUCUCCAGGCAAGAGUCCAGACAGAGGGCCAAAGGAGGAAUCCACUGACUGCAUGGAUGAUGGCAGUCCCAUCACAGAAAUAGAACCAAGAGCUGUGUUUCAGAUAGGAAGCGGCUUCCCAGACGAAUCUGAAGAAAACGAUGAAAUGAAGAUGUUCACUGAGGACAAACACCUUUCCCAAGACCACAGCUCCACCGAAACUGAUCCAGUAACACAGGAUAUGCUGGAGAAGGUGCUAGAUGAGGUUCACAAUGAUGACUUUCAUCACAGGAAGACCUUCUGUAGCGGAGGGUCAAGUGUAUCCAUAAAACCCACAGUCCAGGUGCUGCCAAUGACACUCAGGAGGUCAGCAGAUAUGGCCCCUGAAGCUGACGCAAUGCAAACUCUUGACUCCAAACAGGCUUCAGAGAGAUAUGUGAUGCCUGUACUGGAGAAGCUGUAUUCAACAAUACCCUCAAUGAGACACAUGUCACACCACAGUCAGCCUUCAUGCAUGGAGAAGUCCUAUAGCUUUCCCGACCUGGCAUCCCACAAUGCCUCCCCUUUGGGUUCGUCCUCCAAGCUGCUUGUAGCGUUUCUAUCAGCAGUAGCCUUAAAUGAACUACCUACUAACAGCAGCAUAGGAAAACCCUUCAAGAAUGAUGGAAGCUGCUCUGAGGCUUUGAGUGUGAUUGAGUCGCUGCAGAAAGUGGCAAACAUCAGGGACACAGAGGAGCUAAAGGCCAGGCUUUCAGAUUUGCAAAGGGAAAACUCCUUCCAUCUGCAUAGCUGCAGGAGCUUACUAGAGCUGAACGGCAGAUGGGAGACUCAAGGCCCAUGUCCUCAAGAUACUCUGGACAGUUCUGCUCUGGAGCCUAUCAAAGCUGGAAACGUUUCCCAGGAACCACCCAAUGAUUUUGAAGGGCUUCUGGAGGAGCGCUGCAUGUCCACAGAAUUCCAGAAGGAGCUCAUCAGUGAAGAUCUCGCAGAGCAGUCUGCAGAGUGUAAGAGCUUAAUUGAUUCUGGAGAUGACAAAGCCAUGCAAAGUGACAGUUCCAAAGAUGACCCACCAUGUGAAGAAUCUGAAAUAGAUGACAAGGUUCGGACCUUAGAAGAAGGCAGCUAUGAAGAUGAAAAAGACGGUGACAAGGACGAGAGGGGAAGCCCCAGGCAGCUAACCAGAAAAGAAGUCAUCUCAGGUGACUCAUGUGAAAAUCUUCUUUCACACCUGACUUUGUCCCAACAGUCCAGUGAGGCUCAUCUGAAAGAAGCUUCUGAAAUGAGCAAGAGCGCUGAAUUCAUCUGUGACAACGCAAGGGAGCUCCACACCAUCGCUGGAGAAGAUGAAGCAGAGAGAGAACGAGAGGAGCACUACUGGGAGCCCUCAUCUCAUUGUGUUGAAAUUCCCCAGGACUUGCUGGACUUCAUAAACUCAGCUCUGCUCUCUUCAACCCUUUCCUUCAGCUAUGACUGCAAAGGCAAUUUAGUAAUAGAAGCUAAGGAACCCCAAAGGAAAACAGCAAAGGAGAUGUUUUUGGCCCAAGGCAAUGCGGAUGUUCAGUAUGGUAGUAAGCGACUGCCGAGCCCAAACACAUCUGACCUUUCUGACUACAGACCAGAGACCACAGACAGUGAAGGAUUUAAAUCGCAGGAAUCAGCUGAAUUAUUCACAGAAAAUGAGGAGGAGAAUUUCAAGAGGCCGCCUGACACCCAACGCGAUUCAAGAAGAAUGAAAGAAAGGAUUUGUGGAGGCAACGAGGCUGAAGUUUGUAAAUCGGCGAUGAAAGCGUCUUUCUCGGCAGCUUGCCCGGAACAACACAGCGAUGCUAAGUACAGCAGCGCAGGGAGCUUCAGCAACCUGGAUGGGUCCGGGUGUGGGUCUGGAGUGGCAACGGAUGUAGCGUAUUUCCACACUGUAGACCCAGAGGAGGAUUGUGGUGAGCGGAGACCACGUGUGGUCCCCAGCACUCCGAUGGACUUAAGCGAGGGUGUCUUGAUCGACAAGGGCCGAUGGCUGCUCAAAGAGAACCAUCUCAUCCGCAGGUCUCCACCUGAGCCCAUGGGCAUGUAUGGGAAUGUAGACAGCACAUCAGGCGACUCGGGCCAGGAGAACGCCAGUGAUGAUGACCCCACUGCCAAUUUAGGGGGCCCCGCAUCCGGUCUUGCCGCCAUCUCCUCUUCGGAGUUGGAGGAGCUGGCCAAGCCGAACCCGACGCCACAGCUUGCCUAUUUCAACAUGCCCCACGCCAGCGACUCGGACCCCUUCCAGGAUGAGCCUGGCACCAGGAGCAGCAGAGAGGAUGCGGACGCCAAAGAGUCCAAGAACAAGAAAGAUCGUGGACGGUCCCCACUUACUGAGGCUUCCACGACAUGGGCAAAAAGGAGGAGCAGCCUCAACUCCUUCACCUCGGUCCAAUUCAAAAUGCCAGAUGGCAAGGUGCACCCGUUGGACCCAGAGCAGGCCGCAGAACAGAGCUGUGUGGCUGGAGCAGUGCAGAUGCAGGAGGCACCUGACAGGCGAGACCAAGCCUGCGGACCACACUGCCCCAUACUAUAG
This is a messenger RNA of Scleropages formosus (Asian bonytongue), 4446 nucleotides long. RefSeq names its product oxygen-regulated protein 1 (gene rp1). The record is from RefSeq and is a predicted model, not a curated record. The coding region runs from base 1 to 4446 and encodes 1481 amino acids. The transcript has 5 exons. Gene Ontology annotation, biological process: axoneme assembly; retina development in camera-type eye; intracellular signal transduction. NCBI's taxonomy places the organism in Eukaryota, Metazoa, Chordata, Actinopteri, Osteoglossiformes, Osteoglossidae. Gene Ontology annotation, cellular component: axoneme.